ACGUGUGCUCGAGGCGUUUUUUUCUCUGCUGCGACCGCAUUGCUACAAAGUUUACAGUAUCCACAUUUGAGUCCUACGAGCGGAGUUUAGAAUUUAUAAGUGUUUCAGCGUCAAAGAAGCUUUUGUUACAUUUCAAGUUCGUCUUCAUGGUAACAUAAACCGUUGUGUGUAUGUUCUGGAGACGAUAAAAGACUCAGUGACACAUAGCUCAGCUUUCCAUCUGCUGUCGAUUUUAUUGGUAGACAGGGGUUUUUGUGGUGCUGGUCGAUGUGACGGCGGUUGUUGACUUCACCAGCACGAGUGUUGCUUCCACUUUACAUGUGGAGCAUGUGCUCUUUGUUAUUUUAGUUUAUAUUCAUUGUUGCGUCACACAGGUUCAGUGAGUUCUUGUAUUUUCUUACUUAAAGAUGCGUCUGCAUGGUGGAAGUCUAAACCAACAAGAGCUCAGAUUUUAGUGUGGAAACUGCUCUUCAGGUAUUAACGGAUUGUUUUGACGAUUUUGGGGGAAACGUAACCAAAUACCUUGACUCCAAAGCAACAUGCCUAUUAGGCGUUUUGGGGGUCACAGGUCUCUGGUCUCUCACUCGCCAAAGCUGUCGUAUGGUUACAAGAAAAUGAAUGUUUCAAGAAGCGGCUACCGUGUUUUUUCUGCCAACUCCACCACCGCCAGCACCGAGCUGGCCAAGAAGAUCACAGAACGCUUGGGUGUCGAGUUGGGCAAGUCAGUGGUUUGUCAAGAAUCAAAUACAGAGACUAGAGUGGAUGUGAAGGAGUCUGUUCGUGGGCAAGACAUCUUUAUCAUUCAGACCAUUCCCAGAGAUGUCAACACAGCCAUCAUGGAGCUGCUGGUUAUGGCUUAUGCCCUGAAGACGUCCUGUGCCAAGAACAUCAUCGGGGUCAUUCCCUACUUUCCAUACAGCAAGCAGUGCAAGAUGAGGAAGAGAGGAUCCGUUGUCUGCAAGCUGCUGGCAUCCAUGUUAGCUAAAGCUGGACUAACUCACAUCAUCACCAUGGACCUUCACCAGAAAGAAAUCCAGGGCUUCUUCAGCUUCCCUGUUGACAACCUGAGAGCUUCCCCCUUCCUCAUCCAGUACAUCCAGGAGGAGAUUCCAGACUACAGGAAUGCCGUAAUUGUUGCAAAGACCCCUUCAGCUGCCAAGAGAGCUCAGUCCUACGCUGAGAGGCUGCGACUGGGGCUGGCAGUGAUGCAUGGGGAGGCCCAUCAUUCAGAGUCAGACAUGGCUGAUGGUCGACACUCUCCCCCCUUGUCCCGCACCACCACAGGACACACCGGCCUGGAGCUGCCAUGCAGCAAGCGUCACAUCCCAUUCCCUGGGAUAGAGCUCCCAAUGAUGAUGGCAAAGGAGAAGCCACCUAUCACUGUUGUUGGAGAUGUAGGAGGCAGAAUCGCCAUCAUUGUUGAUGACAUCAUAGAUGAUGUGGAGGACUUUGUUGCAGCAGCAGAAAUCCUGAAGGAGAGGGGAGCCUACAAGAUUUACAUCAUGGCUACACAUGGACUGCUGUCUGCAGAUGCACCAAGACUAAUAGAGGAGUCUGCUAUUGAUGAGGUGGUGGUGACCAACACUGUACCCCAUGAGGUACAGAAGCUGCAGUGUCCAAAAAUCAAAACUGUGGAUGUCAGUAUGAUCCUGGCUGAGGCCAUCCGCCGCAUCCACAACGGAGAGUCCAUGGCCUAUCUGUUCCGUAACAUCGCUGUGGAUGACUGAGGCAACACACACGUACAUACAUUUACAUUCCUGCACAUACAAAGUAAACAUUACCAAGCACACACACAGAUGACCAAGAAUUAAGUUUACUCCAGUCACUGCUUUAACCUGCUAUUUUUGUUUGUUUUGCUGAUAAACAUGUUGACAGAAAUUGGCUUUAUUUAGUGGAUGUUAAAUAUGAAGCAACUCAAAGCUUUAUUCCUCUGAUAUGUUACAUAGCAGGACUGUACAAACAAUACAAACUGUUGUACUUCACUAAUAUUUGCUUCCUACCAUCUGAAAACAUGAAUAGCACAACAUAAUGUAUCAUGUGUAGCCUCUCAGUACACUGCAGAAUUUGGCAAAUAAAACAAUUUUUCUUGGGUGAGUAAA
Molecule: messenger RNA, 2099 nt
Organism: Siniperca chuatsi (mandarin fish)
Lineage: Eukaryota; Metazoa; Chordata; Actinopteri; Centrarchiformes; Sinipercidae
Gene: prpsap1
Product: phosphoribosyl pyrophosphate synthetase-associated protein 1
Exons: 11
Coding region: 540-1727 (395 amino acids)
Biological process (GO): 5-phosphoribose 1-diphosphate biosynthetic process; purine nucleotide biosynthetic process
Cellular component (GO): cytoplasm; ribose phosphate diphosphokinase complex
Molecular function (GO): magnesium ion binding; ribose phosphate diphosphokinase activity
Source: RefSeq, a predicted model, not a curated record